Molecule: messenger RNA, 2091 nt
Organism: Lizanozyma spartinae
Lineage: Eukaryota; Fungi; Ascomycota; Pichiomycetes; Serinales; Debaryomycetaceae
Exons: 1
Coding region: 1-2091 (696 amino acids)
Source: RefSeq, a predicted model, not a curated record
AUGCCACUCCCCAUCUUCAUAAGGUUUAUGGCCAAAUAUAAUCAUGUCCCGCAGAGACUUGUCAUUGAUCUGUGGCUGAACUUUGUUCUUUUAAAGAGAUUGCAACCGUUCUUGUUGAUGUCAAAGAAUAUAGAUUUGACUGUCUUGGGUUGGAUUCCGCUUUCCAGUAUAGAUAAUAAUAACUUGGAUCUUUAUAGGUUCACAAGUAUUAGAAUCAACUCUUCUUCAGAAAGGAAACUACUACAACAUUUGCCCAACUCCUUAAAAUUCUUGGAAUUGGAUCUUGAUGAUAGCUCUAAGAGACGACAACAACCAGUGACCCUUCAACUUUAUAACCUCCAAAGAUUGACUUUAAUUAAUGAUGAAGGCUUGAGUCCUCAUAGAAUCUCUUUGGUAUGUCCUAAUUUAACAGAAUUGAUCCUAACUAUAUCCAAUAAUGAUGUUUUGGAUUGGUGUGUUUGGCUCAACAACACCCGGACACCUACCAGCAGGCAAUUGGAAUCUUUAACUAUGAAUAUUGGUCCUUCGGAAAACAGUGGGUUCCUACAACCAUCACCACAACUUGAAUUGUUCCUACCUGAUCAUAUAAAACAUUUGCUGUUGAAACUUGCAAAUCUGGAUCUCUUUGAAUGUCCAGCACUUUUGGAUUUAAGUGAAUCUACUUGUCUUACAUCUUUAACUCUUGAAAAUGUGAUCGUGUCCCAACUUGAAUUACCGGAAACUUUAUCCAAACUCGUGAUUGAUAUUAACCAUGAUAAUGGAUUCAGAUUGGAUUCCUUUAAUGGUUGGGUAUUACCAAAGAACCUUUCGACGUUUGAAUUACAUUCAAGUUGGUUUAUUGAACUGUUUGAUUUGAAAUUACCAACCUCAGUAUCAACUUUAAGACUUAUGGGUAUCCCAGUUGAGAAAUGGGUAGCAGAUUUGCAACUUCCAAAUUUACAAACAGCAGUGAUAGUAACAUCAAGAGUAUCAGAUGAUGUAGAAGAUCCACCAGCAUUGAAAGCAUUCUUAUCUAGAAAUGAUGAACACCUUCAAACCCAAUGUAUUGUUGGGCCCUUCCAUACUACAUAUUAUAUUUCUUCUGCGUUGCAACUUUCCAAGAAUGAUGUAUUCAAACAACACCAAACUUUACUCAAACGCACGGUGGAAGAUCGUGGAAUGGUUCGGAUUACUUCAAUUGCAGACUUUUUCCAUUUCCCAGCUCAUAUUGAUUCCAUAAAUAUCACCCUCCAUCAACCUGAUCAUUUAUUAUUGAAGACAUUUGGAGAAUUUCUUCUUGGUAGUAAUCAACUUACAAGGUUAAAUAUUGCAUGGCAUUCUAAUUCAUUUAGUGAAGUGUUACUCCCCUCCAAUUUGAAAGAUUGCUCAAUUAAAGCACACACUCCAAUUCAAGUAUCAGAUUUCCAUACUCCAACUUCAGAAGGGUUGGAUACAAUUUUCAAUACCAAAAAUUGUCUUGGACUUCGUCGAUUGGAAAUAGUUGGUGUUCGUACUAUGGAAAUGGAUUUCAACAAGUUCCCCAGUUUACAUACCUUAAUCACCGAUAGCGAUAUCCAACAAAAAGAUUAUUCUUUAACUCCGUUUGUUCAUGUAAAGAACUUGAAAUGUUUACAACCCAUUGCUGGAUUACAAAACGUUGAUUUUGAACUAUUCCCCAAUUUACAAACCCUAGAUUGUCAAUUACCAAUGGCCAAUUCAUCACUUCGACUUCAUGGGAUGACUAAACUUUGCAAUUUAAGAAUGACUGAACAUCAAUUCACAUUCACUAGUAUCCCCAGUUCAUUGCCUUCCAGUCUUCGGAUUCUUCAUUUUACAACCAUCGGUGAUAAUCUUCGUUUAGAUGCAAGACAAUGCCACAACCUCUUUGUGAUUUCAUUCCAACUGCUUCAAUUAUCAGUGAUUAAAUCAUUAAUUGAUAGUCUUCCAACUAACAACUCAUUGAAUGCCAUUUGUCCUCAUAAAGAUUUGGGCAACCUGUAUGAAGGAGGAUACGAAUGCAUUAGACGACACUUCCCAAAAUUAGUCCCAUUGAUUAAUUUGGGUCCAGUACCUCAAUCUUCAGUGUUUGAUACUACUGUCAUGUGUAAGUAA